AUAGUAGAAGUCGAUAGACUUCACCACAAAUAGAAGUAGCCAAUCACAACUCUUUCCCUACAAAGUCCUGAAAAACCCUAGCCACUCUCCCUUUAAGCACAUUUGCCUCGCUGAAAGUCGCGCGCCGGGCAGCACUAACAGUAUCAGAGAUGGGUAUCGAUUUGAAGGCAGGAGGUAAGAGCAAGAAGACUAAGCGGACAGCACCGAAGUCCGAUGAUAUCUACCUCAAGCUCAUCGUCAAGCUGUACCGAUUCUUGGUACGGAGAACUGGAAGCAAAUUCAAUGCAGUGAUUUUGAAGAGGCUUUUUAUGAGCAAGAUUAACAAAGCCCCUCUUUCAUUAUCACGUUUGAUUACUUUCAUGAAGGGCAAGGAGAAUAAAAUUGCUGUGAUUGUGGGUACUGUGACUGAUGAUGUCCGGGUGUAUGAAGUCCCCGCUCUCAAGGUUACUGCUCUCAGGUUCACCGAGACAGCAAGGGCGAGGAUUGAGAAGGCUGGUGGAGAAUGUUUGACGUUUGACCAACUUGCUCUUAGAGCUCCUCUUGGUCAAAAUACGGUCCUCCUCAGAGGUCCCAAGAAUGCCCGUGAGGCAGUGAAGCACUUUGGACCAGCACCUGGUGUACCACACAGCCAUACCAAACCCUAUGUCCGAGCAAAGGGAAGGAAAUUUGAGCGGGCUAGAGGAAGAAGGAACAGCAGAGGCUUUAGGGUGUAAGCACUCACACUUCGUUCAGAAAAUCAGUCUACAAAUUUCAACCAGAUGCAUCCAUGCACCAACAGUUGAUCUGGUUAUUUUUUCUUGUGUUUUCUCAUCCUCUAGUGUGGAACAAUUACAUUAUCUUAGCGGGUCAACAUCUGCAGUUUAUUUUGUAUUUCGCUUUAAACAAUAGAUUUUGGAUGUCAGAGAAUAAAGAUUGCUAGUAUUUUUUGUGGCUUU
Molecule: messenger RNA, 935 nt
Organism: Ricinus communis (castor bean)
Lineage: Eukaryota; Viridiplantae; Streptophyta; Magnoliopsida; Malpighiales; Euphorbiaceae
Product: 60S ribosomal protein L18-2
Exons: 5
Coding region: 150-713 (187 amino acids)
Biological process (GO): translation
Cellular component (GO): ribosome; cytosolic large ribosomal subunit
Molecular function (GO): RNA binding; structural constituent of ribosome
Source: RefSeq, a predicted model, not a curated record